UUCUGACGCUUCUGAGCUCUGCAGUCUCAGCCCUAGGCAAACCUCUCUUCCACCAACACCAUGAAGCUCUGUGGGAUUGUCCUCCCUCUCCUUGUGCUUGUGGCUGCCUUCUGCUCUCCAGCACUCUCUGCACCAAUGGGCUCAGACCCUCCCACUGCCUGCUGCUUCUCUUACACCCUGCGGAAGCUUCCACGCAACUUUGUGAUCGAUUACUUUGAGACCAGCAGCCUCUGCUCCCAGCCUGCCGUGGUCUUCCAAACCAAGAAGGGCAGGCAAGUCUGUGCCAACCCCAGUGAGUCCUGGGUCCAGGAGUACAUGGAUGACCUGGAAAUGAACUGAGCUGCUCCAGUCUCAGGGGCAGGAUGUCUUCAGGGAAGAUCCCCUGAGCCCCAGCACCUCUCAGCAAGAU
This is a messenger RNA of Urocitellus parryii (Arctic ground squirrel), 409 nucleotides long. Its product is annotated as C-C motif chemokine 4. Gene Ontology annotation, cellular component: extracellular region. Gene Ontology annotation, molecular function: chemokine activity; CCR chemokine receptor binding. The record is from RefSeq and is a predicted model, not a curated record. Gene Ontology annotation, biological process: antimicrobial humoral immune response mediated by antimicrobial peptide; positive regulation of cell migration; eosinophil chemotaxis. Lineage: Eukaryota; Metazoa; Chordata; Mammalia; Rodentia; Sciuridae.